This is a messenger RNA of Callithrix jacchus (white-tufted-ear marmoset), 691 nucleotides long. RefSeq lists its product as uncharacterized. The record is from RefSeq and is a predicted model, not a curated record. NCBI's taxonomy places the organism in Eukaryota, Metazoa, Chordata, Mammalia, Primates, Cebidae.
AGCAGGAAGAGGCUGGCUUCGCUGUCCACAGUCCCCGCCCGCGGCAGGCGCCAGCCGCAUUGGUGAGGGGCGCGGGCUUUUUGGCCGCCGCACGUCCCCAAGGUCCGGGUUGGAGCCGGAGCCGGAGCCGGAUCAUGCGCACACGGCCACGUCAACCUAAACCUACACCGCCCUCUCCACCCUGCCGCCGCGGUCUCUAGGCCCGCAACGGGUCUCCCAGGCAGCGUCCUCCACGCCUUUCCCACAAUGCUCCGCGCCAGGCUCCGCCCGGGCUCGCUGUCGGGACCGGCGAGUGAGGAGCAGACCUGUUCCGGCCGCGCUCUAGUAGUCGCCGGUGUGGCUGGACCUUCCCCAAACCGUGCGCGGCGGCCGGGCAGUCGGAGAGUGCGUGUGUUACUCUCCCGCACGCGGUGCUUGGGCUCGGCCAGACGGGGACAGCCGCCAGGGUUUGAGGAUGGGAGAGUAGCUACAGGAAGCGACCCCGCGCUGGCAAGGUAUAUUUUUGUGGACAGAAAAGGAAAUAUUAGAAAUGACCUGAAGACCGUUCACAGAUUAACAUUUUCGGGAACAAAUUUGUGAUGCUUGAUUCACCCUUGAAGUUAUAUGGACAGAAGUUCUCAAAUUUGCAUAUUGCAUCAACUGGAACCAGCAGUGACUCUUAAUGUUCACUUAAAUCAGAACUUGCAUAAGA